Molecule: messenger RNA, 174 nt
Organism: Yamadazyma tenuis ATCC 10573
Lineage: Eukaryota; Fungi; Ascomycota; Pichiomycetes; Serinales; Debaryomycetaceae
Source: RefSeq, a predicted model, not a curated record
AUGGCUGAAGAAACCAAAAGUACAGAAAAGCCCAAGCCUUGUUGCGUGUGUCUCGACGAGAAGAAGAUCAGAGAUGCUUGCUUAUUGCAAAACGGACAGGAGAGUGGAAAGUGUGACUCCAUUAUUAGCCAAUACAAAGUUUGUAUGAAAGGUUAUGGAUUUGAAAUUGCCUAA